GGGCUGUACCCUGCACGGGGCUCCCAAAUGUCAGACUCGCUGCUCAACCACUCCUGGCCAUCGUUUUCCAAGCACUGGAAGAAGAGAUGGUCCUUUAAGCGAGGGUCUGACUGCAAGCCAUGUUUACGGGAAUUCACUGAUCACCGCACUCCUGCUUUGGAGUAUCCCACCCUCAAAAGCUUCCUCCCAUCCCUCAUUGCUGAGGAUGACUCCUUCUGCACCAACAUGGCUGAAGAGAAGGAGGAUUCAUCUUCCACAGAGCUGGAUGUGCCAGCAGCAGACUCGCACAGCAGCACGGAGGAUCUCCUCUCAGACUCUGCUCUCCACGGCACUGAGUAUUACAAAGAUCUGGGGCUCCUGAGCGCGCCCAUUGCCAAAACAGCUCCAGAGAUGGCAGCACAGCCAGAAGAAGGAUCCCAGGCCGUGCCUGUUGUUUGCUUAUUGGAAGAGAGACCAGGAACUCUGAGCAAACUGUCUGUGGAUGUUGCUUUCUCCAACCCCAUUUCCUGCUUGAUGCGUUACGGCGAGGCCAAAUGCUGCUUUCUCAACAAAGGCCACGUGUGCCCCUGUGCAGCGGGGCCAGGAGAUGGAACCAGCACUCCCGAGUGUCCUGCAGAGGCAGACAAGGAGCUGGACCUGCGGGAGGCCCAGGAUUCCUUCCCCACACUGGUGAGAUCUAUGUCCACCUCUCGGAGGCACAGUUGGGAGAGGCCUUUGUCACCAGUGGACUGCAAGCGCAGGUUCAGCCUGGAUGUCACAGAGAUGGGCAGUGACCCAGAGCAGGAGGAUGUGGGGAAGAGAAGCCAGUCCUGCCCACAGCCUCACGUGUCCCUUCAGCUGCCCAAAGGGGUGCUGGGAGCCUGGAGCAGUAGCAGGGCUGGCACAGUGAUCAAAGUGGAGAUAGAGUCGCUGCUCCCGAAGCUCACGGUGGGCCCCAGCCUGCAGGAGGUGAAAUGUGUCAACAAUGGGAAGAGACUGAGGUCCAAGUCUGUCCCAGCAGCCUGUGAGACCGUUGCCUCCCCUCAGAUACCUCUCAGUUUCAACACUUCUCUUCCAGUUGUGGAAGGUGUUGAACCCCCUGCUCUGGAGGUGCUGGAGAAGGACCACGUGUCCCCAGACCAUGUCUUAAAUGUCCAGAAGGUUCUUCAGGAGCUGAAACAUUACCAUGGGGUGAAGCAGAGAGCUUGUGUGCAAGAAGGCAGUGACUCUUCCCAGCAGAACAUCACUUGGUUUGAGUUCCUGUCUAAUGAAAAUGAGGACAGUGGGAAGAGCGAUAAAGCAGAGAAAGGCACAAAGGUGAUGAGACGCCUGAGUUCCCUACGGAGCCGAGUCACUGGAUCCUGGCAGAAGGAUAAGGGUAAGAACAAAGAGCAACCAAAGGAGAGAGAGAAGGAGAAAGACACGAAGGAGCCAAAAGAGAGGUGGAAAGAGAUCAGUGGGCACCAGCUUGUGCCAGGGGUUUUCUCCAGCUGCACCAGCUGCUCACUGUGUGCCAAACCUCUUGUGAAUAAAAGUGGUCUGCAGUGUCUGAAUUGUGCAGUGAAUGUCCAUAAGAACUGCAGGAGUUUGCUGGCUGAAUGCAGCAGCAUCAGACCCAAGCAGAAAGAUUUGCAGCACAGACCUUCUGGAUCUUCACAAAGUUCGCCCCAGUGCAUUUCCCCAGCCACUUCCCUGAAAGAGCAGCCCCGAAGUCUCCUCCUGGGAGCGGAUGGCACCCCAGCACUGUCCCGGAACCUCGGCAUGACUAUUGCCCAGAGAGGGAACUCUCAGGCUUCACUGAACGCUGCUAGAGCUGUUAGUAAAUUUGGACUGAUUGCAGGAGACAUGGAUGAAGGGGAUUCAGGCUUUAUAAAAUUUAAGCAGACUUCAGAUGACGUUGUCUCGCUUGCACCUUCAACAGCAGACUCCAUUUUUCUGGAAGAUGCGUAUUCUGUGUCCCUCCGGAGUGAAAUAGAAACAGAUGCUCAUGAGUUUGAGGCAGAGUCUUGGAGCGUUGCAGUGGAACAAGCUUAUGCAAAUAGACACAAAAAUGUUAAAAAAAGGCAAGAUGUCAUUUAUGAACUAAUGCAGACUGAAAUGCACCAUGUUAGAACACUGAAAAUCAUGCUGAAGGUGUACUCCAAAGCCAUGAGAGAGGAGCUGCAGUUCCCAAAUGUAGUGAUCAACAAGCUCUUUCCCUGUGUGGAUGAGCUGCUGGAGAUGCACGGGCAAUUCCUGCUCCAGUUAAAGGAGCGACGGAAGGAAUCCUUGGAAGAAGGCAGUGACCAGAAUUAUAUAAUCCAGAACAUUGGGGACCUCUUGGUAAAACAGUUUUCAGGUGAAAAUGGGGAGAGAAUGAAAGAAAAAUACGGUGUGUUCUGUUGUGGACACAAUGAAGCUGUUAGUCACUAUAAAGACCUGCUCCAAAGCAAUAAGAAAUUCCAAAACUUAAUAAAGAAAAUUGGGAACUGUCCCAUUGUGAGGAGACUCGGUGUCCAGGAGUGCAUCCUCCUGGUGACCCAGCGCAUCACCAAGUACCCGGUGCUGGUGGAACGGAUCAUUCAGAACACAGAAGCUGGAACUAGAGAUUAUGAAGAGCUGACCCAGGCCCUUAGUUUAAUUAAGGACACCAUCACUCAUGUAGAUGCCAUGGUAAAUGAGUGUGAGAAGGGGCAGCGACUUAAGGAGAUUAUGCACAAAAUGGAGGUGAAGUCAUCUGGGAAAUGCAAGAAUGGGCUUUUUUUCCGGAAGGAUGACAUGGGACAGAGGAGGCUCCUCCUGGAUGGGAUGCUGUACUGGAAAGCUGCAUCAGGGAGACUCAAAGAUAUUCUGGCAGUUCUGCUAACUGACGUACUGUUGCUCUUACAAGAAAAGGACCAAAAAUACACAUUUGCAUCAGUGGACUCUAAACCACCAGUUAUCUCAUUACAAAAGCUGAUUGUGAGAGAGGUGGCUAAUGAGGAAAAGGCAAUGUUUUUAAUUAGUGCUUCCUUAAAAGGACCAGAAAUGUAUGAAAUUCACACCAGCUCCAAAGAGGAGAGGAAUUCCUGGAUGGCACACAUCCGCAGGGCUGUGGAAAGCUGUCCUGAUGAAGAAGGAGGAACAUUUAAUGAACCUGAAGCAGAGAGGAGGAUGGCUGAAGCAAGAGCUGCAAAGUUAAAAGAUUUUCAAGAGCGUUUGAACAUGAAAGACGACCUGAUUCUGCAAAGUCUGACUGAGAAGCAACAGAUCUAUGCAGAAAUGUCUGAAAUGAAUGGCUUUGAAGACCAUUCCCAAGGAUCCCGAGCUCGGCUGCUUUUUCGGGGAGAUAUCUCAGAAAACCUGCAAGGAGAGACGAUUUUGAAGUCUGCAGUGACUGAAGCUGAAAACCUCCAGGACCUUAUCUUCACUCACUUUGGCAGUGGAUCCUGUCAGCCUGAGGAUGGCUCUGGGUCAGGACUCGCCCGGAGAGUAGAGACCUUUGGAGGACAUGACAGUAGUCCCUCAGUUUCAAGUAAAAGUGGUAGGAAGAACAGUGCUGGUGACCAGAGACAGUGGGACUGGAGAGCCCCUGCAGCAAGUUCAGAUGUGCAAGUCCAUGACCUCCCUUCUGAUGCAGAAGAAGGAUCUCAAACCAGUGAUGGAAUGAGGCUGGAUGAGAGCAGUGGUUUUCAGCCUACCAUAGAGGCACAGCUUGUGCAAAGGAUACAAACACUGUUACAGUUGCUCUUCAGCCUUCAGGCAGUGAUAUCUCAGCAGGACAGUUACAUUGAGGUGCAGAGAGCCACCGCCACCAUGGCAGACCGGGAGAAACAAUACCGGCUGCAGUCCACCCGAGGGAAUCUGCUGCUGGAGCAGGAGAAACAGAGGAACUUGGAAAAGCAGAGGGAAGAACUGAUGAAUGUCCAGAAGCUUCAGAACCAGCUGAAGCUGGAGCAGCAGCGCCUGGAGCGGGAAAGGAGUCGGCAGCAGAGGGAGUUUGAAAUCAGGGAAGCUCGACUGCAGGAGCGCGAGGAGGAGGCUCGGCAGAAGUUGGAGAAGGUGAAUCAGGACAGGGAAGAACUGGACAGGCAGCAAGAAGCCUAUCAGCACAACCUGGAGAGGCUGAGGGAAGCCCAGAGAGCAGUCGAGAAAGAAAAAGAGCGUCUGGAUCAGCUGAGGAAGCUGAAGAAGCAGAACACAGUGUCAGGCACGUUCUCCCCAGAAAUGGGCCAGAGCCAGAUGCUGAGUCAUUCCAUCAGCUUCAACGGGGAAGGAGUAGAACCCUCUCCACCUAUGCUGAAAUCCUCUGUGAGAGUGAGUGUGGCUGGGCUGGAUUACCUGGAGCGGCCGGACUUGGUCCGCAGGGACAGCACCACCCUGGAGAACCGGCCCGUUCUGGCCCUCAAGAAUGAAGUGCCAAUACAUCUCUUGAGUGCAACCAACCAGAUCCAGAAACCAGCUGCAGUCCAGCAGCAGAUCCCUACCAAGCUGGCCACCUUUACAAAAGGAAGCAAGGAGAAAGGUGGGAAGAACAAAGCAUCUCAGAGGACAGACAGUUCAGCAUCUGUUGAUCAGAAGCAGCUGCUUCCCCCCAGGCUUGUUGCACGAGAGGAGGGUGUCCUAAGAAGCAGACGGUCAGCAAGCCCAGUCCUCCCGAGCAGCCAGACCACUGCAUUCCAGCCAGAAUUGUAUGGCCCCACAGAUGCUCAACCAGAAGCACUUUCACCUGCCUCAGCGAACCUAUUCAAGCCCAAUAACGUUCAGGUUCAGACCCUGGUGACCUCUCAGCCAAGUCUGUUGAAUGUGCAAGAUGAUACCAGCAAAGAAGAUGUAAUUUUCUUCUAAUUGUUUCCAUUUAAAGAUGAAUCUCCUGACACACUGUUUCAAGAACUCAGGCCCCAGUGUGCACCGUGAUGGAGACCCGACAUGGAUGUCUUCUCGUCCUUGCCCAGUUACUACUAGCAAGGACCAGACCAGGAUUAACUCUCCUACUUUCCUGGCUUUUCUGCCAGCAGCUCAGAAUGAGGGCACAGUAGUAACAAUUUGCUUUCAAAUUCUCCAAACAUGGAAAUGUAUUGACACAUGGCAUGGAUAUAUCAAUUCAGAGCAUGGUAAAAAAUACUGCCAUUUAUUGCAAUGUGCUCUUUUUGGAGAAUGUACACUCUUUGUGGGCACCAUCUUGUGAAUUGUUAUCAGUGAUGUUGAACUGAUAACAUCACACAGGUUUUUAUGUAAAAAGUUUUAGUAGUUGGCCCCAGAAUGGCUGCAUAUUUUGAAAUCUGUUUUCCCAGAUCCAGGUCCAGGUCCAGGUCAGUACUGGGUUGUUGGUAAUUAGGUGACAGUGAGCCAGUCUCCUUCCAGCCAGGUGUACCAGGCACUGUGAGCCCAGUGGGACCAGCCUAGUGGCCAGGUACAGGGAAAGAGAAGGUAAGGUGAGCUUCUGACAGCGUCUUCAAGGCAGGAGGAGGAGGAGGAUUGGACAUGUGAGGAUUCACAGCAGUGAUGAAGAGUUGGACUGAAUGCAUAUUUCAUUGGCUACCAGCAUGGGCUGGGAUCUAUCUCUGUGUUGAUGAGAGCAGUGCAGGUACCCAGGCAAUACUUAUGGCUUGGUUCAGAAUGAGCUUAGAGACUUGGAUUUUGCUCUUAGCUGAAGACAUGUCUAAGAAGCUUUUGAAUGCAGUAAUUUAUUGUCUUGUUUAAUCCUGUUUUCUGCAUCUUUUGUUUGUCUGUUAAUUUGUGGGGACUUUACUCCCAGUACCAGAAGAUAUCAAAGCUGCUGUUACUGCAGAGACUUCUCUGCAGCAUUGUGUUAGGAAUGAAGGGAAUAAAAACUGUUUGGUUUUAAAAUUUAAAAAAAAAAAAUAAUAAAAAAAUACUCUUAGCUAAACCUGUGUUUAGCUGCUGUUAGCUAAACCAGCUUUGAUACCUCUUGUUAAAUGGGUCAGUUCUUGAUCAUGCGAUGGUGAUGACAGUAAAUGUUCUGCUGAAAAGGCAUUAUUUUCCUUUGUAGUGAUUUGCACAGUUGUUUUGUGUUGUAUUUUUCACUCUGUAUCUCAGAUCCUUUUUACACACCUCACCCAGGGAUGUGCAUUCUGGUAUAUGUUGAAUGUGGCUGGUCAGAUUUAUGAUGCACGGGAGAGAUUGUUUAGGAGUAUUGUUACAGAAUUAAAGAAAUCAGUAUCUCAGAGCUUAAAAACUUGGAUUAAUACCUUUCUGAGCAUGAUUGAUAAUAACUAUUUUUAUAUCUUCCACUCUGAUUUAAAGUGAUUUUUAGCAGCAGUGGAUGGAAGGCCUGGUCAGUUCUCCAUCCAUGGCAAUUGAUCCAAUGGAGUUUGCCAGUCUCAAAUCAUUGAGCUGUCUCUGGUUAGGCCCUGUGUGAUGUUAGUAAUGUCUUUAAGGCUGUAACUUCACUUUGCUUGAGAGUUUAAAAAUUAUUGCAGUAGUUACAGUGCAAGAAACAUUAUAAAUUUUCAGCAGAAAACAUAGAGUUUAUUUUCAAGUGGUGAUAAUUUGGGUUAUUGUCUUCAAAUGAGAAAUUAAAAAACCUAAAUUCACUGGUCAGGGGAAAAGAUAAGCCACAAAAUAGUGAAUUGGUCUUUGGGACAAGCACUCCUGCUGGAACACUUGUUGGAUUUAAGGGUCUUUUUCUUUGCUAUGUGAUACUGGUACAAACCUGAGGCAAUGGCACUGAGUUCAGUGAGAGGAAACUCGGAACCACGUGGCUCGUUACCACACUGCGGAUGCUCCCCCAGCUUCCAACAAAGCAGUGCUGUGAAACUGGGCACACUUUGCUGUGAAGGACUGCUUGGUAAAUCAGCAGCACUGCAAAAUUUACACAUGGUGAUUUUUGUGUUGUUGUGAUACAGUGUUGGUUAGAACAUAAUUCUACCCUAUAUUCAGUUUUGUGUUUCUAAAAGUUAGAUUGGAAUGGAGGGGAGUUCUUAAAAUCAGCGUAACUUCUGAUCAAGCCAGCAGUGUGAGAUCCAACAGUCCAGUCACCUCUGCUUCCCUGUGAUUUCUCCUGGAAGCACACAGGGAAGCAGCAGGAAUGCACUGUAUGUUCUUCCCUUCAUGCUGUGGUUUGGGCCACUCCUAGUGAAAACUCAGUGCCCCCUUUGCCUUAAAUUACCAGGUUUUUAGGAGUUUUAGCCUAAAGCUAAGUUGCAUCAGUGGAAUAAACCACCUCAACUAAAAAGGAUGUCAGUUUGGGUGUUUGGAAACAAUUUUUGGAAACAUUUCUUUAGUUUAAUUUUGUGCCUGUCCUAAAGUAUGGCUGGAGCAGCUCAUUGUCUGCUUUCUACUUCUGUGCAAUGGAUGAAUUUGAAUGUAGAACAGUGACAUCUGGAAAGUAAAGUCUGCAGUGAGGUCUCAUUUCUUUUAAUGUUUUAACUUAAACAUAAUUAUAUUAAUACUCAUUGUCAGCAGUACUUUGAAUAAGUUUUGGCUGUUAAUAAAUGGACCCAGGCCCAUGACAGGCCAGGCCGUUUUUCAACCCCAAAAGCCCCUUGGAAUAUGGGUCUUCAAUCUGUAAUAGGGAAAUGACCUUAAAAGUAAUUUUCUGACUUCAGUCCACAUGUCUGGCUGCAGUUGGCUUUAUGAAACCUGUUUUCACCCAGAAUUGAGACAGCAUCUUCUCUCACUUGGGUGUGGAUCAUGGGUAUUGGUGUGGCUUCCUGCUUGGGACUGGACCCAGCUUAGAGAAGGUUCUGGAAUUAGCAGGUGUUGUGAUACCUCAUUGCUAGUCCAGGGUUACCCUACCAGAGCAUAGGCAGGUGAUUCGUGGAAGGCUGAGGGAAGCAAGUGAAUUAUUUUCUUUACAUAAAUAUGAUUUUCUUUAAAUGAAUAAAAAGCCUCUUCACUUGUGCAAAACUGAAUCUGUGAAAUUGUUAUCAAACCACUCCAGCUGAGUAACUUGUUUUGGACUCUCUGCUCAGGUCUUGGUCCUAGAAAAAUAACUCUUCUAGGCAAAUUAGUUCGCAAAAUACUGCUGUGUCCUGGGCUAAGUAACCUGCUAUUGAUUCUGAGUCACGUCCUUUCCAUUGGACUUUUCAAUCACUUCAGAUAAAAGUUUUCUUUUAAGUGAUUUCUGAGGAUUAGACAGUUCAAAAUUCUGUGCCUCCCAGGUGCCUUUUGGCUUCUCCCUGAGCUGGGGUGUGGAGGAAAUGCCAGCGUGAGCUUUGAAUUGCCACCGUGUUUGCUUGGUGUCACAGCCUUAAAAUUAGCAGCAUGUUUGUCCUUUAAUAUUGUGCUGUUGCAGAGUAGAGGCUGUUUCUGUGGUUCUGAUUUCAAUUUGGAUGCUGGUGUAAAGGAGGCUUCCUCUUUCUCUUCCCACCUGGAAUGUGGUCAUCCUUGUGUUCCAGGCUGAGGAUCCCUCCGUGGUCACUAGUGCUGAGCACAGCUGCCCUGUGUGUGUUGUGAAAGCUUCCCUAGUUUUUAACUGUGCUGUCUGUGGAUUGUAGCUGUGGCCUGUCCCACAAAUUGAGAUCGCUCAUCAUCCCCCAGCAUGAGGCAGAAGAAUUGGUAUUCCUAGAGUUGCUUGCUCAUCCAGGUACUUGCAUUCCUGCACAGGUAGGAGCCAUUUCUAAAUAAUUUGCAGGCAGUUUUGUCUUGCUGAGUAAUAGUCAGAUGAUCCUGCAUACAUGGAGCUUGGUGUUUGUCAUUUGCAUUUAUGAUGAAAGCUGAAGCUUAAACUAGGAAAGGGUUAAAAAUCCGUAUUUUGUUUCUCUUCUAACUCUGCAGAAUGGGAGCUGUGGCUCCCUGGUGCUGCUCAGUGGAGUCCCUGUGUGUUGUGCCCCUGUGCGAGGGAAUUUGGAGAUUUUGUUGUCUUCCCCAGCAGUUCUCACAUCUACAAGGAAACAAAUCUUGAUGCCAGGUUACACAUGUGCUGUAGGUAAAGCCAAGCCUCUCCCCUGCUCUGAGACCAGACUCGACAUCUCCGUAACCACUGGCAACUUCAUCACUCACCAUCAGCAUGUUCCUUCUUCAGACAGCAUUUGUGUGAGCUCUGAUUCAUAACAUUUGUGCCAUGUUUAUAAAUCAGUUUUUUAUAUUUUUGUACUGAGAGCAAUUGGAGCACUUUAGAAAAGUUUAUUUCAAAUUCCAUUUCUGUUUGUGCCCGGAAGGAAAUCUCUCACGGAUGGAGAUCCUGUUGGCAUAGCUGCGUGCAUCUCACUCAGAGCUGUGAACUCUCUUGAUGCUCUUUAGUCUUAGGUCUGGUUUCUAGGCCCACCUUGCACUGUAAAGAUUUAAUAAAUAAUCAUGGUCCAUGGUUAAAUUGACCAUUUUGUUGGGGAAGAGUUUGGUUUUGUUUUUUUGUUAGGGUGUAAACAUUGUAAAUAUUUCCUUUACUGUUGAUACUGCAGUAGCAACAUCUUUGUAGUCUAUUUUAUUUGUAAAGUUGAUGGUUAAAUGUUAAUAUUCUGUUGAAUUGUGCACUCUUGAUUAAUUGUAAACUUGAUCUUAGCACACCAAAUGAUGAUUUUUACAAUUAUUGCAAUGUUUCUCCACUGAAGGAUUUCAAAGCUGCAAUAGGACUGAAACCAACUUCUAGCAAUAAAAAAAGAACAUUUAAAAAC
Manacus vitellinus (golden-collared manakin) is the source of this 9515-nucleotide messenger RNA. It is a transcript of the gene ARHGEF18, whose product is annotated as Rho/Rac guanine nucleotide exchange factor 18. The coding region runs from base 28 to 4785 and encodes 1585 amino acids. The transcript has 31 exons. The record is from RefSeq and is a predicted model, not a curated record. Gene Ontology annotation, biological process: small GTPase-mediated signal transduction. Gene Ontology annotation, molecular function: guanyl-nucleotide exchange factor activity. NCBI's taxonomy places the organism in Eukaryota, Metazoa, Chordata, Aves, Passeriformes, Pipridae.